This is a messenger RNA of Cryptomeria japonica (Japanese cedar), 1710 nucleotides long. RefSeq lists its product as uncharacterized. NCBI's taxonomy places the organism in Eukaryota, Viridiplantae, Streptophyta, Pinopsida, Cupressales, Cupressaceae. The transcript has a single exon. Bases 213 to 1427 code for a protein of 404 amino acids. The record is from RefSeq and is a predicted model, not a curated record. Gene Ontology annotation, biological process: regulation of DNA-templated transcription. Gene Ontology annotation, molecular function: DNA-binding transcription factor activity; protein dimerization activity.
CACUCUGUUAAUAUAACGGAAUUUGCCGCCACCCGUUGCAAGUGUCAACCGUUUCUGCAUUGCCGCCUUGCCGGCAAAAUAGAGCCCAGGCCGUUAUUUUAUAUUAUACACUUUCUUCUUCAUUCGAUUCCGGAGAGAGAGAGAAAAGAACUGUUUAAGGCAGUAAAUAUAGUAUUGAGCUUGUGUAGUGGUUUUUCUUUUUGUGAUUUUAAAUGGAGUGUUGGAUUCACGACCAGUGGCCCGUUAAUGGUGAAAGCUCCUUUGCCGAGAGACAGGCUAUGCUUAAGGCACAAGUGUUUGGAAGCUUAGCCUCCGGUCUUGAAAGUUGCGGGAAUUUUGAGCAGCGAUUUUGGCCAUACGACCAGCUGCUUAUAAAGCAUGAGGAGCUUUAUGGUGCUGGGAAGAGCAACGCACCGGUUUCGAGCUGGGGACCGGAUGGAGCAUUUAACUUUGCCGCCAGCAAUUUCAAUGAAGAGGAGUCGCAGCAGUGCGGAUUUGAGCUCGAAAGUCUGCCGAUUCAAAUGCAAGGGUUUGGUAAUUUUCAGUUCGUUCCCGUGCCAGAUUUUCAAGAUGAAGAUUUCGGUUACGCGGAGCUCAAUCUUCCAGUCUGGCAGACUCAACCGAAUCUCUCAGAGGUAUGCUGUGCUUCCGCCGAGCGGCCAAGGAACAGCUCCUUUUAUACACUAGAAGACGUGAUGAAAAAGCUCCCCCGGGUUGCUCCUCUGCUUAUUCCUAGCCCGCCGAUGAACCUCGGUAUUCCUCCUUCCCCUCAGUUUUCUUCUGAUGUGAGCCUGUCUUCAUGCCUACCGUUUUCUGCUAGGGUUUCAUGCCCGCCGGCCUCGUUACAGCCGAGCGAGUCGGAGACAGAGCAUUUAAAUCAGUUCACACAGUUACAGAGUUGCCGUAAGCCGCAGUAUGCUUCCGUGGAGCCGCAGAGCGUCGCGGCUCGUCACAGGAGAAGCAAAAUCCGUGAAAGGAUUCGGUCUUUGGAGAAACUGAUCCCGCAGGGUUCGAAACUCGACACGGCCAGAAUGCUGGAUGAGGCUAUUAAGUACCUCAAAUUCUUGCAAGCGCAAGUUCAGGUUUUGGAAGCCAUGCCUCACGGCGAUUCGAAGCCAGAUCUCAAAUCAAACCCUAACGGUGCCGAUGAUAAAGAGAAUAUUUGUCUGAAAUCGAAUUAUGUUAGCGACGCCGCACGGAAGAUUGCUCUAACAAACGCUUUGACGCUGCAUAGAUCAGGUUCUGCUUCCGCUUCACCAAAGAAGCUAUCUGCUAACCAGAUGCUUCACAGUUUACUGAGUUCGUCUAGAAUUCAGAAGAAGCUCUUCAGCGCCGGAAAAAUCAUCGUUACGGUGCAGCAGAAGGAAACGCUUGCAUCUGCGCGGCCUGAUCUAUCCGGUGAUUUCUCCAAUUUUCUCUUCGACUAAUAAAUGUUUAAGCUUCUUCUUUUUGUCCAUAGCUACUCUGAAAUUGAUCAAGAGCUUCCUAUUGUAAUGUCGGCCCUGCAACUCACUCGUACGUGCGUGGAGGUAUGAAGUUUCGUACCGUCGCCUAUUCUCAGAAUUUGGCAGAACAAUCUUUUGAUGUCGGAAAAUUCUGUGAAAAUUUUACUCGAUCAAAAAUCUUGUAAAUAUAAUACAUGGAACCGUUUCGGUGACAGUUCUUUUCCUGUAGCUUAUAUUUUGGUAACCAAGUUCAGUUUGAGUUUAA